Messenger RNA from Protobothrops mucrosquamatus (brown spotted pit viper), 720 nucleotides. RefSeq names its product trafficking regulator of GLUT4 (SLC2A4) 1 (gene TRARG1). The transcript is spliced from 4 exons. Bases 1 to 720 code for a protein of 239 amino acids. Gene Ontology annotation, cellular component: membrane. The record is from RefSeq and is a predicted model, not a curated record. Lineage: Eukaryota; Metazoa; Chordata; Lepidosauria; Squamata; Viperidae.
AUGGCCAUCAACGCGGACGCACAGCUGGGGAAGGCGCUGGCCGGCGCCCCCCCGCCGGCGCCCCCGGCCUCCUCUUCCUCCUUCUCCUCCUCGCAGGAGACGGAGCAGCUGCUGCAGGACGGCCCGUCGCCCCCCAAGCCCUGCCCGGACGAGGACGGGGUGGCGGGGGCGGCUGCCGUCGGAGAGGCGGCGAUGGAGCCCAACGGGCACGGCCUGCUCUACCGGUCGGGCUCGGAGGGCCCGCUGGAGGCUACCUCGCUCUCCCCGUCGCGGCUCAGCCUGGGGCGCGCCUCGUCCACCGCCACCACCUCCAACCUGCCCGAAGCCGGACGCUCGCCGGACUACCUGCCGCUGGCCAUCCUCUCCUGCUUUUGCCCCAUCUGGCCGGUCAACAUCCUGGCCUUGGUCUUCUCCAUCAUGUCGAGGAACAGCAACCUUCAAGGGGACGUGGACGGAGCCCGCCGCUUAGGCCGUGUGGCCAGGUUCCUGAGUAUCCUGUCCAUCGUGCUGGGAUCGGCCAUCAUCAUCAUCUGUUCAGUAAAUGUGACUCUCUUUAACAACGGAAGGGAUUCUCUUAGCGACGCUGGGGCGAAACUCAUUUCACAGCCGUCUUGCUUAAGGACGGACAUUCUGGGCUCCCUUGUGGUCCUGAUGGACGGGGACCCAGAGAAAGUGCGCCAUCAACUUAAAUCAGUCGUUAACGAUGAACGGAUAGGCUGA